AUGUCUAAUUCACUUAAAGCUAUCAACAAAAAAAUAUCAAAGAGAAAACAGGUUUACAAACCUCUGUUGGAUAACCCUUUUACUAAUGAAUCCCAGGUCUGGCCACACGUGAAUGAUCAGCAAUUGGUAUGGGAAUUGCUACAAUCGGAUGUGCUUUCUGUCUGUAAGCGUUUAAAAGAUUCUGACCGCAGUGAGUGGCCGUUAGACGUUGCGUUUACCUUCAACGAGAUUAAUGAAUAUCUUUGUAACAAUGACAAGGACGAGGAAGUUUUGAUGUUUGCAUGCAACAGAGACCAAGGUGUGCCAUCCGUGCUCUUGCAACAAGUGCCAUUAAUAGCAUACAUGUCAAAAACAAAAGUCACACUAAUUCAAUUACCUAGAAAUUCUGCACAAGUAAUAGUGGAUUCUUUACCGCUAGGGGAUGAUAGUUUCGAUGGUUUUUUAAUGGUACGUUGUAACGAAAAAAUCAAUGCUCAUUUUAUGAGGACGAUAAAAUCAAAAGUUUCUGAACAAAAGAUACCAUGGUUAACCAAUUUAAAAUACCAGAAAGCAAAUAUUAAGUUAGUUAAAACUACAAUACCAAUGAUUUCCAAAAAUAAGAAUAAACAACCAAAUCAAAAAGGGGAGGACCUGGAAAAUCAGAAACAAGAGAAAUAUACAAAUACUCACAAGCAAAUCCCCAAAAAAUGA
This is a messenger RNA of Tetrapisispora phaffii CBS 4417, 690 nucleotides long. RefSeq names its product Pop3p (gene POP3). Gene Ontology annotation, molecular function: ribonuclease MRP activity. Gene Ontology annotation, cellular component: cytosol; ribonuclease MRP complex; nucleolar ribonuclease P complex. Bases 1 to 690 code for a protein of 229 amino acids. The record is from RefSeq and is a predicted model, not a curated record. The transcript has a single exon. NCBI's taxonomy places the organism in Eukaryota, Fungi, Ascomycota, Saccharomycetes, Saccharomycetales, Saccharomycetaceae. Gene Ontology annotation, biological process: intronic box C/D snoRNA processing; tRNA processing; nuclear-transcribed mRNA catabolic process, RNase MRP-dependent.